Messenger RNA from Dermacentor silvarum, 579 nucleotides. RefSeq lists its product as uncharacterized. The transcript is spliced from 4 exons. Lineage: Eukaryota; Metazoa; Arthropoda; Arachnida; Ixodida; Ixodidae. The record is from RefSeq and is a predicted model, not a curated record. The coding region runs from base 10 to 579 and encodes 189 amino acids.
GGUUGCGUGAUGUGUUUACUGCGUUUUCUGUGCCCUUUGCCUCGCUGUGACAUCUUUGGUAUAUUCCAACUUGUUGCUCGCUCUUUAUGGGCUACACGUUGCCUCGAAGAUCACCAUGAUCGCCUCCGACUCAGCCACAUCGAAGGUUGGAGAAGUGCUCAUUCAGAUGAUCCUGGCACAGCUUGCCAUGGUGGACCAGGCAAGUUUGCAAGGGCCUUGAUUCACCAUGUAUUCACAGAGAAGAACCUCAUGGGCCACUCACUUCUCGGAAACAACACCACCAAUAGGCAAAAAGAGGCUCUUGGCCUUAUCAGGGUCAACGCUGUUAUAGGCUUUACCUGUCACAAGUUUCCUGGGACAAACAUGGCCUACAUUAAGAACACUCUGGCCUCACUUCUCGCAGGGGACCUGAAGUGUUCAGAAGAGCCCAAGUCUGUGCUGCGGAGGAUCGAGCACCCCACCACCCGCCUUGAUGUCGCGGCAGAGAGGAUGGCAGUGGCUCAGGAGGGCAUCCUGGAGAAGGUGCGCUCCCUAGCACUAGACGUAGCUGGGCAUCUGCAGCAAGAAAGGAGGAAUUAA